GUGGCUGGUCUCCUCUCGAAUAACAUGUCUGUGUGUGCUUGAUGGAGCUCUGCAGUUCAUGUCAAGUCUGUUUUAACGAGAUAUGGCAGAAUCAGAAAUACAGAAGAUAAGCAGUGCCAUUACUGCAGUGUUUCCUGAUCUUCCUGAAGCAGUUCUGAAUUCAGUUAUAGACACAUUGAAGGCACUUGGUGCAGAGACCACAGAUGAUCUGAAGUACAUUACAGAAGGAGACUUGCUGCCAGCACUGAAGCCAAUACAAGCCAGAAGACUUGUUGUUUCCUGGGCGCAGAACAAUUCCGCCACUCCAACUCCAACCUCGGUAUGUCCCUCUCCAGUUUCUGCAUGCUCCACUCCACGUUCUGCCUCUCCCUCAACAUUGUCAACCACAUCUACCUCAUCAUCCCCAAGAGGCAGUUCAUCUUUUCAGCCAGGCUGGGCAGACAGUUUUCAAAUACCAUGGCAAAAGCUCCCUGAAGAGUUACUGCAAAGUCUGGAAAGACAGAAAAGACCUAGUCCACGGCUACGACGAGAGAUGAUUAGAAUUGUGGUUUCUGAAAUUAUGAAGGUGUGUAAUAACCCGACCAAACACAACACUACAGAGAUAGGCAAAAGAAUGGUGGCCAAGUAUCCUAAAUCGCUACAAGAUGUAAUUGAGGGUGAUGUAGUUGGAUCUGGAUAUCAUUCACUGGUCAAGCAACUUCAGGCACGAGUUGAGAAUGUCAAACGACCCAACACAUCAAAGAUUAAAAAACGUAAGGCAGUUUCAGAUGGAUCUGACACAGAGGAAAUUCCAGCUGAGCACAAAGCAAGUGUUCAAGACACAUAUGGCUGUGUAAAGUGGGAGCUGAAAUAUUUGCCACUCUCUGAGACUGAGGAUAGUCAGCAAGAAAAAAAAGAAAAGAUGAAGACUAUGUUUGAAGAGAUGAAUUACAGUACAGACGCCACAUCAACAAGGGGACCAGCAUAA
Molecule: messenger RNA, 967 nt
Organism: Astyanax mexicanus (Mexican tetra)
Lineage: Eukaryota; Metazoa; Chordata; Actinopteri; Characiformes; Acestrorhamphidae
Exons: 4
Coding region: 83-967 (294 amino acids)
Source: RefSeq, a predicted model, not a curated record